Messenger RNA from Lemur catta (Ring-tailed lemur), 992 nucleotides. RefSeq lists its product as uncharacterized. Lineage: Eukaryota; Metazoa; Chordata; Mammalia; Primates; Lemuridae. The coding region runs from base 1 to 753 and encodes 250 amino acids. The record is from RefSeq and is a predicted model, not a curated record. The transcript is spliced from 6 exons.
AUGCAGAAAAUCAUCCCACUGGAAGAGAUUUCUGCCCGGCGGGAGAGCACGUGUACCGUUGCACAGGCCGUGCACCCCGCCGCUCCCGGCCGCGGGCGCUGGGGCUCAGCUUCCGCUCGGACGGCCGGCGGGCGGCUUAUGUCCCCGAGGUCGCGCUGCGGCCACCGCGCAGCAGGCGACAGCUGCUGUCGUCUCCAAAGACGAGUGAGGGAGGCCGCGUAUGUGAACGUCCAUGAUGAACGAUUUCUGUGUUCGAUAACCUUUGACCGGGCAACCUCCCUGAAAUCCAUCCGGGAAAUAUCUCGAAUUAGGAGUCACGGAACCCGGAUGGGCACCCGCCCCUGGAAUCCACCAUUUGCACAAACCGGAGCAGAUCACGGGCCUGUCACGCACGCGCUUCCCUGGGCCUGGAAGCUUCCCGACAUUCCAGCAUCCAGUAAUUGCCUGCUUGUCGUUCCUGCCUCAGCUCAGACUGCAUUUCCUCGGGGAGCCUCCCCAAACCCUUCAGACCUGCAAUCAGCACUAGAAAAAGAAACAAGAAGAAAAGUCUUAAGAAAAAGAGCCAUGAAAACUCCUUCUUCUGGAAUAGUCCUUCAGAAGUCAAGGCAGGUUGCCUGCACCCCCAUGAGCUGUGCGGCACAGACUCGGAAGAGGAGCCUAAACUGGAAUCAGACUGUGGUCCCGACUGUGAAGGAUGAAGGAGCCAGUCGCAGACGUGCGACAAACUACAACAUCAAGCUGGAGAUCUCUUAGCAAGUACCUACUUGGGGACGAUGGUUGACUGCAGGUAACACACCAUGGAUCGGAGGGGACUUACUGUGCUGUGUCCAUGCAUUGGAAGGCUCAACAUAGGAACUGAUAUCCAAGUUCAAUGUAAUUUCUAUCAAAAUCCCAAAUACACAGCUACAGAAGUGAGAGUGAGUUUAAAAAAAAAAAAAAAGGAGGGGCAAGAUGGUGGAUGAGAAAAAUGGCCAGCCAGAGUGUCUCUGCAA